Molecule: messenger RNA, 1540 nt
Organism: Hyalella azteca
Lineage: Eukaryota; Metazoa; Arthropoda; Malacostraca; Amphipoda; Hyalellidae
Exons: 7
Coding region: 154-1131 (325 amino acids)
Molecular function (GO): serine hydrolase activity
Source: RefSeq, a predicted model, not a curated record
GCUUCAUUGUUGGUCUGUAUUUUCCAGACCUUGACCUGAAUUAUUCUCAGAAACUCUCUGAAGUCGGGAUUCUGAAAUUGUUGUUUUAUUUUCAGUUGGGUAAUUGAAGUUUAGUAAAUUAAUUAAAAGGUUACCCAAUAAUUGGUCACCGAGAUGAACUUGAACAACUGCAGUCGCGUCUUCGCUCUGGCCGUUUCUCCGGCCUGCAGAACUGCGUUGCCUUUCUCUGCGGCUCUACAAUCCAUGAGCGGCUUCACCAACUCAGCCCUGGGAGCUCAACUGUUACGUCACUUCUCGUCUCUCCGCUUCAACAGAAACCUCGAGUUCUUCACACCAGCAGUAAAACCCAUCGUCACACCCGACGUCAAGGGAUCGUUUCGACUGCAGGAGAGCAGUCAUGGCCGACCGCUGACGGUGUUGCUGAGCUGGCUGAUGAGCAGAGACAGUCAUAUGAAGAAGUUCGUGAAAUUCUACACUGACCUUGGCUUUGACGUCUUGAAGAUAAGAAUAUCACCAUUUGACCUCAUCAGACCUGUCAAAGGCACCCAGAUUGUUGUGGAUCAAAUGCUGCAGUUUUUGGAGAGCAACCCAUCCUCCAGCCCUGUCUUAGUGCACGGCUUCAGCGUGGGGGCGUACAUCUUCGGUGAAGGCAUGUUAAAGAUGGCCAACGACGUGCAGCGGUAUGGUCCUUUGAUGGAUCGUUUCGUGGGACAAAUUUGGGACAGUCCCGUGGAUGUGGAGGGCAUCCCCAGCGGCGUUGCUAAAGCCAUCACCGCAAACAAGCUUCUGCAGAGUUCCAUUCAGUCGUACCUUGAAUGGUUCCUGCGCACCCAGUAUGACAACGCGACGAUUCACUACAUACGGUCGGCGCAGAAGUUCCACGAGUGCUACGUGCGGCGUCCUGCCCUUUUUCUGCUCUCGAAGGCCGACCCCGUCGCCACCAUCGAGAUGAAUGCCGUCGUCUACGAGAAAUGGGAGAAAUACAACGUCCCUGUUUUCGUGAAGAUAUUCGAGAAGUCGCCGCACGUGAGCCACUAUUACCGCUACAAGGAAGCCUAUGUAGAGGAGGUGCUGACCUUCUUACAGAAGCUUGGUCUCACCGAGGAGGGCAAGAAGCGACAAGUUGCGUGAGGAACUCGAAGAAUUUCACUGGACACCUGAUCAAUGCCACAGCGGCGGUGGAUGGUAGUGCAACAGGCCAGACGUUUGUCGUAUUGCAGAGACAAGUUAUUCCUUCGUGCUCCAAUUAGAAUAGAAUGUAACUUUCCUGUGGCAAAUUAAAAACCGAGACAAAAAAUUGGUACCAAUGACAAUAGGCUGUUCUUGAGACUUUCAGUUCAGUUUUUGUUCAUCAGAAAGAUUUUGGAGCGAUCUGUAUUGGGUCUGUCACACAUUGGCAGCUAGCCAGCACUGCAGAUGUUGAGCACGAUGCUUAUCUUUAAGUUAACGAUUCGCAUUUGAUUAUUGAGAUUAUUCCUAGAUAUCACGUUGAUAAUUUUAGUCAAGUGUAGUAAAGAAUAUUAAAAAAAAAAAUCUGCAC